GUAGGUUCAGGCGGUGAUCGAGAUAAAGAACUAAAGGAGGAAGUUUUAAAGCCCUGAGAGGGUAGUCGAGAGUUCGAGAUUGUAUAGACAGUGCCUGUUGUAUAAUAUGUACAUUUGGAACAUUUGUUAAUUUUGUAUCGUCUUUACACAGGCAUAUAAUCUUGCUUGUUAGUCUUGCUGCUGCAGUCGACAGUCACCGGUGAAGUAUUGUCACGAUAAAUUUAAUGUCUAGUUACGACAUGGAACGAACGUUUUCGACAUAUUAUUUUGUCGUCAUUUCGAUAGCUGUCAUUGCGGUGGCUUUGGGAGAUCGACUGCAAUGUAAAGACCGUAAUGGACAACCAAUCGACUGGUUCACGGCUAUUAAGCUGCCGAAUCUCAAGUCGAACUUGUCCGACGGGACAGGUUACGUCUAUAUGGACGCCAAGAACCCGGAGUGGACUUACUCAACCGGGAUCACUACCGAGGAGUCAGCUGUUGGACACACAGUGGCGCAGAUGUACACGACCAACCAAACUUAUAACGAGUCAAUAAUGUGGGCCGUGUACAACGAUGAACCGACAAAUGGUCCAGUGACGUUCUCGAAGGGCCAUACCAAAGGCAUGGUGGUGGCCAACAAUAGUUCGGGCUUGUGGUUGGUGCACAGCGUGCCCAAGUUUCCGCAGUUACCUUACCAGAACAACAACUCGUACACUUACCCUAAGACUGGUGUCUUGUACGGUCAAAGUUUUCUGUGCAUGUCCAUGUCAGCUGAGGAACUGGACAAAGUAGGCGAUCAGUUGAUCAACAACGAGGUGCUAAUGUACGGCAGUCACUUUGGGGGUGAUCUGAAAUCGACGUAUCCAGGUCUGUACAACGCCACUCUGCCGCACCAUAUUCCCGGAGUGAUAAACGAUGGAGUGAGGUUACAGCCUCUUCACUCUACUGGAGGCAUUGAGUUCUUGUCCAUUUCAAAAAACAGGCACUUUGGAAAAGAUUUAUACGAAGACUUAAUCACACACAUGGCACAGUCCAAUGUGUACACAGAGACUUGGUUGAAUUCGGCGGAUAGGUUCAAUUCGUCAUGUUCCAGCAAGUACAAGGCUAUGAACAUUAAGUCGUUGGCCAUGAAGGACAUAAAGGGGCUGAAAAACGUGUGGUACAAGUCGGCUAAAGACCAUUCCAAAUGGGUUGUGACUGGGAAGAGUUCUGUACAUUGGACUUGCAUUGGCGACAUCAAUCGAUCUGAAAAACAAACCAAACGUGGAGGUGGAACAGUAUGCAUAAAAUCAUUACCAAUAUGGAAUCAAUAUAAACAACUAGUGUCAGAUAUUGAAAAGUGUAAAAAUUAGUGCUAUAAUAAUUAUUCCUAUGACUCUCACCAGAGUUAUUAUUGUUUAAUAUUCUGCCGUCAUGUAUUUAGUUUUAAGUACCUACCUACUCGUUUAAAGAAUCUUCGUCUAAUACAGACAAAAAAUUAUAAGUCAUAAUUUAUGACUUAUAUGACUUAUGAGUGUUAUACUUAUAAUAUUAUAUUAUACGUUAGUAUAAGUAGACAAAUAAUAAUAGGUAUUUUUAAAAUAAGCUAAAAUUAUUCUUGUAACUACAUUUAAAAAAUAUCGUAAUUUAUUCAAAAUGUCGAGUCAAAGUUAUUUGUAAUAAACUAUAAUCACAUAUA
Metopolophium dirhodum (rose-grain aphid) is the source of this 1657-nucleotide messenger RNA. It is a transcript of the gene DNaseII, whose product is annotated as cell-death-related nuclease 7. The record is from RefSeq and is a predicted model, not a curated record. The transcript has 8 exons. The coding region runs from base 225 to 1331 and encodes 368 amino acids. Gene Ontology annotation, biological process: apoptotic DNA fragmentation. NCBI's taxonomy places the organism in Eukaryota, Metazoa, Arthropoda, Insecta, Hemiptera, Aphididae. Gene Ontology annotation, molecular function: deoxyribonuclease II activity.